Messenger RNA from Pyricularia oryzae 70-15, 1276 nucleotides. Its product is annotated as D-3-phosphoglycerate dehydrogenase. NCBI's taxonomy places the organism in Eukaryota, Fungi, Ascomycota, Sordariomycetes, Magnaporthales, Pyriculariaceae. Gene Ontology annotation, cellular component: cytosol. The coding region runs from base 253 to 1221 and encodes 322 amino acids. Gene Ontology annotation, molecular function: NAD binding; glyoxylate reductase (NADPH) activity; hydroxypyruvate reductase [NAD(P)H] activity. The record is from RefSeq and is a predicted model, not a curated record. The transcript has a single exon.
CACGCGAGGCGGCAUUUCGAGCGGCAUUCUGGGAACCUCCGAUCGGGAAGCCUCCGGUGGUCUCACCGGCUACUGCGGAGGGCGGAUGGUGGAUGGCGUCAAUAAUGAAAUUGUGACUCUUAUCGGCCGGGGCUGAACUCCGUGAUGGGCCUUGAAAUACGAAUGACAAGCCAACACUCGAGUGGGAAACUUGGCGAUUGUUCGACAAUCAGUGUAAAAGAUUCCCAAGACUAAUACCCUCAACCCCAAAAAAUGGCACCCAUGAUUGACGAUGGCGCGGCAUUCGACAGCCACAAGCCCACAGUCUACGUCAUCGACACGUUCCACCCCAAAGCCAUCGAGCAUGCCAGGACGAUAUUCAACGUCGUGCUCAACACGGACAAGGAGUUUGCCGGCUGGCAGCAAAAGGCCAGGGCCGUGCUGAUCCGGUCGUCGUACCUCCGCGCCGACGACAUCGCCAAGUGCCCGAAGCUGGUGGCCAUCGGCAAGCACGGCGUGGGCAUCGACAAGAUCGACAAGGCGGCCUGCGACGCCAGGGGGAUCCGGAUCCUCAACACGCCGGGCGCCAACGCGCAGGCCGUGGCCGAGAUCGUCGUGGCGCUGGCCAUGGCCGUCGCCCGCAACAUCCCGUCCAUAUACGCGCGCCAGCUGUCCGGCCCCGUGCCCAAGGAGACCUGCACCGGCCAGACCCUGUUCGGCAAGACCGUCGGCGUCAUCGGCAUGGGCAACAUCGGCCGCAAGGUCGCGAGGAUGCUGCAGCGCGGCUUCGACGCCCAGAUCGUCGCCUUCGACCCCUACCUGCCCGCCGACGCCUGGGCCGACGUCCCCCACCGUCGCGUGCCCGCCUACAGGGACCUGCUGGCCGAGUCGGACCUUCUGACGCUGCACGUGCCCCUCACCGACGAGACGAGGGACAUGAUCGCCUACGAGGAGCUCAAGACCAUGAAGAGCACCGCCAUCGUCAUCAACGCGUCCAGGGGAGGCAUCGUCAACGAGGCGGACCUGCAGCGUGCGCUCGAGGAGGGCCUGAUCUGGGGCGCCGGGCUGGAUGCCCACGAGCAGGAGCCCCCGACGGCAGAGAGGUACGGCAGCCUCUGGAAGCUGCCCAACGUCGUCAGCACCCCGCAUAUCGGCGCGGCCACGGACGAUGCGCAGUACAUGUCUGCGCUCGGGGCCGUGAAUAAUCUAUACGACUACCUAAAGACUCUGGGAAGCAACUGAGUUGUUUUUGUGUAUUUAUAUAGACGUUCAAUCGCAUGAUACCAUUUUGCUGUAG